GUUUUGUUGCUUACUAGCAGUAGAGGAGAAGCGGGAAAAGUUGAAUCUGGUUUUCAUAGUAAGGUUUGGGGCUUCAAUUUUAUUCUUUACAGAGAGGUUUUAUAUUAUUGUCUUUGGGUUUGAAAACGAUGAGCGAGAUGAAAGGUAAUGAGGAAGGAGGAGCAGAUAUGCGCGAAGCGGUUGAUGCCGAGCCGGCUGGUAGGGAUGUUGAGCAAGCACAGUUACUUCACUCGGGUGAAAACCAAAAACCUGUCGAAAAUGGGCAUUCGCCAUCCGAGCCAUCGGAUGAUAUGAACGCAGAUUUGCCUACGGGAUCUCAUUCAAGCGAUGACCAAGCUUCUGAUGCCAAUGGGUCGCCUGAAAGUGAUGAUGAUGAGACAGGUCCGGUGAAUCUGCCACAGCCGGAAGAUGCAGAGCAACUUGACGGAUGUAUAGUCAAGAAGGCGGAAGAUGAAAAUAGGGAGGAAUCUAAGAAUGCGGUGAAGGGAGAGGAAGCAAUUCCUUCUGUAAAAAAAUGUUUUGAGGAGACUGUAUUGAAUCAAGUUACGGUGGCAGAAGAGUACCCGGUUAAGAAGGAGGGCUCCACCCAGUCAUUUCUUAUGGAGACACAGUCGUUUGAGGGUGACGAUUCGGGAACAGAGGAGGAACAGGCUGCAUUCAUGAAGGAACUAGAGAGCUUCUUCAGGGAGAGGAGCUUAGAAUUUAAGCCUCCGAAGUUUUACGGAGAAGGAUUGAAUUGCCUGAAGUUGUGGAGAGCUGUGACUAGGUUGGGUGGCUACGACCAGGUAACAACAUGCAAGUUGUGGAGGCAAGUUGGAGAGUCCUUCAAACCACCAAAGACUUGCACCACUGUCUCCUGGUCUUUCCGAUGUUUCUAUGAGAAGGCACUCCUUGAAUAUGAAAGGCAUAAAAUGGGUGGUGAUGAGAUCCAUGGACCUGUUUCUUCUACCCUUGCAGAGAACAUGAGUGUUGAAAAUCCGGCAGGUGGUAAUCAAGCAUCAGGGUCAGGUAGGGCACGGAGGGAUGCUGCAGCUCGUGCUAUGCAGGGAUGGCAUUCCCAGCGUCUUCUUGGUAAUGGUGAGGUUGGGGACCCAAUUAUUAAGGAUAAGAAUUAUGUUUCUAUGCCAAAGCGUGAAAAACAGCUUAAAAGUGUUGGUGUACAUAAGCGUAAAAAAACAUCUAACCUUGAACAUGCUGUAAAAGCUGCGCGUACUAAAGUUGUGAAGCCACAAAUGGAUAUCAUGGUUGUUGAUAUUGGAUCCCCUGCUGAUUGGGUGAAGGUCAAUGUGCGGAAAACAAAGGAUUGCUUUGAAGUCUAUGCUUUAGUUCCUGGGCUUCUACGUGAAGAGGUACGUGUUCAGUCAGAUCCAGUAGGGCGCUUGGUUAUAACUGGUGAACCAGAGCAGCCCGAUAAUCCUUGGGGCGUCACCCCCUUUAAAAAGGUUAUCAGCUUGUCGUCGAGAAUUGAUCCUCAUCACACUUCUGCUAUAGUGACCCUGCAUGGCCAAUUAUUUGUACGUGUGCCUUUCGAGCAGUCAGAUUUGUAGGAUGUGGAACUUGGUACCCUUUUGCCCAUUUCAAUUCUCUAGAGGUGACAACAAUUAUGAAUUAGGUAAAGCAAGAUUAUAGGGAAUAUAUCAGACAUGAGCUCAAUUUGUGCAUAUGGUUAUUUACUUCAUGAAAUCAUGCCAAAUACUCCAAGUAUGUCUGUUUUAACUUAUGCCUUGGUAUAUUUAACUUGCAAUUAUGUGCAGUACUAUAUUGAUAUUGUAGCGCAAUCAGAAGUUUCUUUAGCUGGGAUC
This is a messenger RNA of Telopea speciosissima, 1802 nucleotides long. RefSeq names its product AT-rich interactive domain-containing protein 6. The coding region runs from base 129 to 1547 and encodes 472 amino acids. Gene Ontology annotation, cellular component: nucleus. Lineage: Eukaryota; Viridiplantae; Streptophyta; Magnoliopsida; Proteales; Proteaceae. The record is from RefSeq and is a predicted model, not a curated record. Gene Ontology annotation, molecular function: DNA binding. The transcript is spliced from 12 exons. Gene Ontology annotation, biological process: regulation of transcription by RNA polymerase II.